GGCGCAAGCGCACGGCGGGAGCCAAGAUGGCGGCGCACACGCUGCGGGGGCUGUGCCGGUCGCGGCCGGGGCUUCUCGCCGCCCGGUUCUCGCAGCGGGCCGCCGCCGGGACCGAGUACCGGAGCGCCUACAGCCUGGACAAGCUGUACCCGCCGCGGCAGGACGGCGCCGCCAGCGCUCCGGAGGAGACGCAGCCGAACACCCUCGACAUCCCCCUGGCUCGUCUGAGCGUGUCCUACAGCCGCAGCAGUGGCCCCGGGGGCCAGCACGUCAAUAAAGUGAACACCAAGGCAGAAGUUCGGUUCCACCUGGCGUCAGCAGACUGGAUUCCAGAGGCUACAAGAGAAAAAAUGGCAUCGAUGCACAGGAAUAAGAUAAACCGAGCUGGGGAGCUGAUCGUGAGCUCUGAAGAGAGUCGCUACCAGAUGAGGAAUCUGGCGAUUUGUCUCGAAAAAAUCCGAACCAUGGUCACGGAGGCCACUGAGAAACCCAAGGUGGUGUCUAAGGAGACUACACAGAAACUCAUAGAGAGGGUGGAAAAAAUGAACCGUGAACGACUACGACAGAAGAAGAUACACUCAACUAUAAAACAGAGCAGGAAGGCAGACUUGGACUGAACAGCGGAGAUUGAAGCCCGUGACAUACCGUCUCUUUAAAUGAAUGCUGUCGGCAGCUGGAGAUGACGCUCAACUCAAACUAUAUUGAAUAAAAAUGGUCUAAAAAUGUAAAUAAAAGUAUUUAUCAUCUC
Molecule: messenger RNA, 748 nt
Organism: Columba livia (rock pigeon)
Lineage: Eukaryota; Metazoa; Chordata; Aves; Columbiformes; Columbidae
Gene: MRPL58
Product: mitochondrial ribosomal protein L58
Exons: 6
Coding region: 27-617 (196 amino acids)
Biological process (GO): mitochondrial translational termination
Cellular component (GO): mitochondrial large ribosomal subunit
Molecular function (GO): peptidyl-tRNA hydrolase activity; translation release factor activity, codon nonspecific
Source: RefSeq, a predicted model, not a curated record